AUGCCCCCUCGGACCAAACAAACCUGCAAGAAGUCGACUGGUGGUGUGGCACCUCAUGUCACCCUCAACCUACCUGGUGCUGUUUCGACCAUUUCAAGGGUAGAAGUGGGGACUGUGAGGAUUGAGGAGGAGGAGAGAAAGGACCACAACAAUUUCUGUCUUGUUUGUCGCGACAGAGCAGUGGACGACUACCACUUGUUCAUGUGUGACUCGUGUCCACGCACUAUGUGCUCCAACUGCUUGCAGAUCACGCCACGUCACCAGGACGUUAUUUCUGGAGUCGGCGUCACAUUCGUCUGCAUUUCCUGCCAUGUCCUAGCGCAACAUCAUGGCCGCGGCUCCCAGAAUCCUUACUUCGGAUUUUACCGCGACGGGAAGCCCGUUUUCGACACAUUCCUUCAGAUCCGCGGGGCGCUUGAGUUGUCCCACCAAGCACAGGUUUUGUCUGAAACCGUGCUAUUCAUCCAUCUUAACCUCAUCGACAAUGACACGAUGGGCGGCCCUUUCAAACUCUCGCACAAUUUUCUCCUGCCUUACUUUCCUGACGGCGGAAUCGUUUUUCGUGAGGUCAUCUUUGACGUCGGCUCUGAUUCGAAGAUCGUCAAGUUUCAUUCUAUGGUCAACAAACUCGUCCUCAAACUCUUGGCUUUCCCUGGCGGUUGGAAAUGCAUUAUCUUUGGGGUCUCCGACCAUACCGACAAUGACUUCGGCGACCCCUUUGUAGGCUACAAGGGCAAGAAGAAAACUUAUAUUUCGACUCCAGUCAAUACUUUUUUGGACAUUGUGCUUGGUCCUUUCAAGGAUCUCAUCAACCUUGCUGUUGAAUCGUACCUAUGGUUGUUCUGUUGCGGCGCUAUUGUCAACAACUCCGAGAGCUUCGAAAACUUGAAGACCUCAGUACUCCAACAUCAACUUUCCGCUUCUGUAGCCUUCAAUGCAGUACAUUUCCAGCCAAGCUUUGCCACACAUCUUCUUCUCGCAUUCAUCGAGCGUGUCGUCAUCGAGCGAUUCUCUAUCAGCCACGCAUUCCCUCUUAUGCUGAGUCACUCUCUCAACUUGGGUCGGCACUCCGACAUUUUUUUGUUUGUGAAGAAUUCCGACUCAUUGAACGUCAUCAAAUUUGCAUGGACUCAUGCUGUGUUUCGCCCUUGGGGGCAGUACCUCCCUGUCCAAUGCCCAAAGUAUUGGACCAGUAGCUUCAGAGCUAUCCUAGUCAGUUAUCAAUCCAAGUUCUUGGCUGCCAAUUCAAAGUCAGAGCGGUCUCGUGUGAUCAAGAAAAUUCGAAAGGCCAUAGUUGUAGCUCACAAGGAACAAGGCGAACAAGUGCCUUUGCCAAGUUCUUUGAAGAAGGCAAUCAAAAAAUACUACGGACGCAAAAAUGACGAAGAAGAAUCUGAUGAGGAAGGAGCUGCAAAGGCAAGGGAGAUUAGUGCCCAUCCAAAGGAAGCAUCUUUCUAUAAGAAAAUGCUGACCGACUGGGAAGUGGCUCAGAGAUUGUUUAAACAAGAAAUGGAUGAAUUUGACAAGGCAGAGCAGGCGAGAAAAGGUGUGAAGGAUCCCAUCAAGUUUCGUACUCGUCAUGCGCGAGAAUGGUUCAACAAAAUGUCAUUGACACAGAAGAAAGAAGUUGAUUAUGCACAAGAGAAGUGGAACACAGAGGGGGCACCAGAAGAAAGCCAGGUUAUGUAUCGUAAGAAUAAUCUCAAGAAAGUCCUUGAAGAUUUUUCUGAACAACUCCGUCGAACUAUGGGUUGCCACAUCGUGAUGCUUACAUUGAACAUCAUCUUACAUGAAUCUCAGCCUAGGAAUGUCAAAAAAAGUUUCUCCGUCAGCUCAGACGGUAUAAAAGAGUGGACUUCAACUGGGUUCGAGUUCUUUGCUGAGUGGGCGAAGGGCGAAUUUUACCCAACAGCUGAUCAAGACGACAAGGAAGAGGAGGAACAUGGACUACCUGAACUCAUUUUGGACGAUGAAGGCUAUGCCCAACUUCCUUCUCGUGAUGGUAUCAGACUUAAGGGUCAACAAGAGCUUAAGUUUUCACUGGCACUAUAUUUGGCGGCUAGUUCUGUUCCAGAUAAUCUUCUCAUCUGUGACCCCUCUCACAUGAGAUCGAAGGAUAUCAAUGUCAUCUGGAAGUAUUGGGAGAGUUGGAGCGUGGCAAAAAAGAGGCUUGUCUCUUUUAUCAAGGCAAGACCAAUGGACAUGAGACAUAGUAAAAGGGACAAAGCAAGUUCCAGGAAGAUGAAACCAUAUGACGAAGUUACCUCUGAAGAAGAACAGCAUAGUCUGGCUGGACUGGGUGCUACUUUAGCUGUAGUAUCGCCAGCUGAGGUUCCACUUGACCGCCGCUUUGAAUUUUUAGAUGGGCUCAGCACUGAUAGCUCUUACCUGAAGCUCGUAGAUGCAGUCAAGGAUCUGGCUAAAAUGACGGAAAAUAUUUCAACACCAAACGAGGAGCUUGAGUUACCUUCAUGGGUUGAUUGGUGUUGCGGAGAGUCUUACCUUCCAGAGUAUUUGCAUGGGUCACAGGACAUGGUGAUGGCCAGCUUGGAGGUAUUGACACAGGCCCCAAUCAGGUCUUCGUCCUCAGGUGCCCUAGUGGUUUUGGGCCUGGGUUUGAUUUUGAGAGACUGUAAACGAGUCAUCGAGUAUGAAGAAGACAAGGCCCCACCUGGUACCCCCAUCUACUUGGCCAGUUCAAUCAUGGACCUCCAAUGUAUGAUUAAGGUGGACAACACAAUCCGUCAUACCUUAUGCGCCAUUGUAGGCCUCAUUGAGUUGGCGAUGAAGGCUACAUCAGGUGACUUUGAUGAGGGUGAUCAGGAGGAGAUGAAGGGAGUUGAUGGUGAGAACGUGGACAAGGAUGAGGACAAGGAAGAGGACAAGGACGAGGAUGAGGAUAAGGACAAGGAUGAGGAUGAGGAAGAGGAUAAGGACAAGGAUGAUGAAGAGGAAGAGGAUGAGGAAGAGGAUGAGGACAUGGAAGAGGACAAGGACCAGGACGAGGAAGAUGAGCAGGAGGAGGUGACAGGAGAUUUGGAUGUGCAGAUGCAGGAGGUGGAGAAGGACAACGAGCAGGAACAGGAGGCAGGCAAAUCCAAAGGGAAGAAAAGGGUGAGAAACCAGACUUCCUCAGUGAAGACUAAGAAGGCCAGGAUUGAAGAUGAACCUAUUCGUCGGUCAACCAGAUCUAGGCAACCAUCUAGGAAGAAUAUUCUUUAG
Molecule: messenger RNA, 3222 nt
Organism: Suillus bovinus
Lineage: Eukaryota; Fungi; Basidiomycota; Agaricomycetes; Boletales; Suillaceae
Exons: 14
Coding region: 1-3222 (1073 amino acids)
Source: RefSeq, a predicted model, not a curated record